This is a messenger RNA of Dryobates pubescens (Downy woodpecker), 1465 nucleotides long. It is a transcript of the gene PEX12, whose product is annotated as peroxisomal biogenesis factor 12. The coding region runs from base 46 to 1116 and encodes 356 amino acids. Gene Ontology annotation, molecular function: zinc ion binding; protein binding; ubiquitin-protein transferase activity. The record is from RefSeq and is a predicted model, not a curated record. NCBI's taxonomy places the organism in Eukaryota, Metazoa, Chordata, Aves, Piciformes, Picidae. Gene Ontology annotation, biological process: protein monoubiquitination; protein import into peroxisome matrix. Gene Ontology annotation, cellular component: peroxisomal importomer complex; peroxisomal membrane. The transcript has 3 exons.
GGACGGGUGCUCCCCCUGGCGGCGGGGGGGAGCGCAGCCGGCGCCAUGGCGGAGCUCGGCGCCCACCUGACGGUCGCCUCGGCCGGCGAUGACCGCCCCUCCAUCUUCGAGGCGGUGGCACAAGACGGCCUGAUGGCCGCCGUGAAACCCGCCCUGCAGCACCUGGUCAAGGUGCUUGCUGAGUCUAACCCUGGCCGGUACGGCUCUCUCUGGCGCUGGUUUGAUGAGGUCUACGUCGUGCUGGAUCUGCUGCUCCAGCAGCACUGCCUGGCCCGGUGCAGUGCUUCCUUCUCUGAGAACUUCUACGGCUUGAAGAGGAUAACUCUGGGAGACUGCAGGCAGCAGCCGCUGGCCACUGCCGGCCUGCCGAAGAGGCAGCACUGGAAGUCUCUCCUCUUGCUGGUUCUUGUUCCUUACCUGAAAGGAAAGCUCGAGAAACUGGUGUCCAGCCUGAGGGAUGAGGAUGAGUACUCCAUCCACCCUCCGUCAUCGCCCUGGAAGCGCUUUUACAGGGCCUUUCUGGCUGCCUACCCCUUUGUCAACAUGACCUGGGAGGGCUGGUUCCUCAUCCAGCAGCUGUGCUACAUCCUGGGGAAAGCUCAGCAUCACUCACCCCUGCUAAGGCUGGCUGGUGUGCGCCUCGUCAGGCUGACUGCAGAGGACAUCCAGGCCCUGGAGAAGAGAUCAGCUGCAGCCCCCUCAAGUCAGGCACUCAGCAUUAAAUCACGAGUGCAGUCGGCGGCGAGGAAGGCGCUGGGUGGUGCUGCCUUCUCCUUGUCCACUGGGCUGUCUGUCAGCAUCUUCUUCCUCCAGUUCCUGGACUGGUGGUACUCCUCGGAGAACCAGGAGACCAUCAAAUCUCUGACGGCGCUCCCCACGCCCCCGCCCCCGGUGCACCUGGACCACGCGGCCGCCUCGGCUCUCCUGCCCGAGCCCAAGACCGUUUGCCCUCUCUGCCGCAAGACCCGCGUCAACGCCACGGCCCUCUCCACCUCUGGCUUCGUGUUCUGCUACCGCUGCAUCUACAGCCACGUCAAGGCCCACCAGAGCUGCCCCGUCACAGGCUACGCCACCGAGCUCCAGCACCUGGUCAAACUCUACUCCCCCGAGAGCUGAAGGGCCUCUGCCCUGCGCUCCCCGAGAUGCAGCCCCGGGGCUGGCACAGCCUCGGUGCACCCCUUUCCUAUGUGCCACAGGAGCUGCUUCAACCACCGCAGCUCGUCGGGGAGCUCCAGAGCUCCUUUGGGCUUGGUGGUGCUUCGGAGAUGCCUGGCCACUGCCAGGCUGUGGUAAGGUUCUCCUGUUGGGUCGUUGCCUGUUCAGACAGUCUGGUUGAUCUUUCAGCUGUAGCAGUGUCAUUAAAGCCAUGAUUGCUCACAGCCAGAAGGUGGUGGUGAACAGCUCAACGUCCAGAUGGAAAUGGAUGACCAGUGGUGUCCCCUCAGGGGUUUGUACUGUUCAGUAU